GAGGGAGGCUGGUGAAGCCGCGGAUAUUCAUGAAGACGGCAAGUGUUUUUUUUCUUCUCUCUCGCCGUGGUGACACACUGCUAGUCUGCAGAGAGACGGAGGGGAGAGAGAAGGGGAAGGAGACGAGUGAAAGCAAGACGAGGCCCAGCCCAUCUUGCCAUUGAUCUUGAGGCGAUCAAGGGGAAUCUACUCUACACACUGAGACAGAUUCAAGGAUGGAUCCCUGCAACUCAAACCUGGAGUUAUGACAUCUGGGCUUCAUAUUUAACACUUCUCCCUAUGCAGAAUUUGGAUCCGACUGACCGAUCAGACAGUGGGAAACUGAUCUGAGACUUGGUGCAAAUCCUCCCACAAGCUGGAUCUGGAUUAUUGAUUGUUGCAUUCAUGUGGGAUCAGGUUGACAACUGGGAAAUGUCAUGCGAACAAUACUCCAAGUUGGAUAAACAUUUUAGAAAACUUGGGAAAAUGUUUUCUUCAACAGUGACGUCAUGAACUCUGACCGGGAUAUACCAUUGGCUCGUCUGGCCAGAGCAAGACGACAUGCAGACAGACUUAUUUUUUCCCAGAAACUCGUAGUUUACACUAAAAUGGAGUGAGAAUAUUCAUUUUGCUUUUGAUUUUCUUCCACCUUUGGCUUGUUGGGGGAAAAAUAACACAGUUCAAAACAAAGGUCAUCCACCUCAGACGGAACCUGGAGCCUCUGAGGGGCACUUAAAUGCACCUUUAGCAUUUAACGGCAGGUUGGACGCCAUCUGAAGUCUGAGGUGUGGACGGAGCGUGAGCGAGGCGGUUGGCUGGCUGAGUCAGCUCCAAUGGGGGCCGGUUGUGACCCGGUCUGACCCCGGUUUGACCUUGCAGUGACCUUUGACCUCUCCGGUCCUGGCUCUCCACCUGCUUUGCUGCCUGGGUUCAGGAACGCUCCGCCCUGGGGCCCAGAACGAGCCAAUCAGGAUGAAGAAGAGCCGCAGCGUGCUGUCUGUGACUGGAGAAGAGGGUAAAGACACAGAUAUAACAGGUGCUGGGGAGAAGGCGGAGUCAUCUCGCUACAGCCGAUCUUACACGUCUGGGGCCACACUGGGGGCUGAGCUACGCAGAGGGAGGAGCAGAAGACUUUCGUCCAGUCUCCAGGUACCCUGCUGGCUCCGCCCCCGAGACCGCACUCGUUCACCUGAGGUCCUGAGCAACGUGUCGCGUCCAACCACUCUUCCCCUCCGCAUCCCGCCGCGCAUCUCCAUCACACAAGCAGACGCUGACGGUUACGAAGCAGAAAAUGGCGUGUCACCAGGUCACACCCCGCUGGGUUCCCAGAGUCCCGGCAUCACCCUGCACACCUCUUUGCCCCAGGGCCAGAGAAGAGAGUCCUUCCUCUACCGCUCGGACUCGGACUACGACAUGUCACCCAAAACGGUCUCACGUAACUCCUCCCCUCGCCAGCACUCAGGAGAGGACUUCAUUGUCACACCUUUUGCUCAGGUACUGGCCAGCCUGCGAUCCGUACGGAGCAACUUUACCAUUCUUGCCAACAUCUCACCAGUCAAGCGGUCUCCUGUGGGAGGAGUGUGUCUCAGUCCCCGGGCGUCACUAUCAGACCAGCAGUACCAGCAGCUCGCUCUGGACACACUGGAGGAGCUGGACUGGUGCUUGGACCAGCUGGAGACCAUCCAGACGCACCGCUCCGUCAGCGAAAUGGCCUCCAACAAAUUUAAGAGGAUGCUGAACAGAGAGCUGUCCCACCUGUCAGAGAUGAGUCGCUCUGGUAACCAGGUGUCUGAAUACAUCUCCAGCACCUUCAUGGACAAGCAGAACGAAGAAAUCCCGUCUCCUACCCUGAAAGACAAAUCUAUGAGUCACAUCACCGGCGUGAGGAAACUGUCUCACAGCUCCAGCCUCUCCAGCUCUUCAAUGCCUCGCUUCGGUGUCAACACAGACCACGAGGAUGAGCUCGCCAAGGAGUUGGACGAUCUAGACAAGUGGAGUUUUAACGUAUUCAGAGUAGCUGAAUUCUCCAACAACAGACCUCUCAGCUGCACCAUGUACACCAUCUUCCAGGAGCGGGAUCUGCUGAAGACGUUUCGUAUCCCGGUCGACACCUUUGUCACUUAUGUGAUGACGCUGGAGGACCAUUACCAUGGAAACGUAGCGUACCACAACAGUCUCCAUGCUGCAGACGUCACCCAGUCCACACAUGUCCUCCUGUCCUCACCUGCUCUUGAUGCCGUCUUCACCGACUUGGAGGUUCUCGCCGCUCUGUUCGCCGCAGCUAUCCACGAUGUAGACCACCCCGGAGUUUCCAAUCAGUUCCUCAUCAACACCAACUCGGAGCUGGCCCUCAUGUAUAACGAUGAGUCUGUUCUGGAGAACCAUCACCUCGCUGUGGGCUUCAAACUUCUGCACCAGGAACACUGUGACAUCUUCCAGAACCUCACCAAGCGGCAGCGCCAGAGCCUUCGCAAGCUCGUCAUCGAUAUGGUGUUGGCCACAGAUAUGUCCAAACACAUGACUCUACUGGCGGACCUGAAGACCAUGGUGGAGACCAAGAAGGUGACCAGCUCAGGUGUGCUGCUCCUGGACCACUACACAGAACGGAUACAGGUGCUGAGGAACAUGGUGCACUGUGCAGACCUGAGCAACCCCACCAAGACGCUGGCGUUGUACAGACAGUGGACGGAGAGGAUCAUGGAGGAGUUCUUCCGACAGGGCGACAAGGAGCGGGAGAGAGGGAUGGAGAUCAGCGCCAUGUGUGACAAACACACCGCCUCCGUGGAGAAGAGUCAGGUGGGUUUCAUCGACUACAUCGUCCACCCGCUGUGGGAGACGUGGGCUGACCUGGUGCACCCGGACGCCCAGGAGCUGCUGGACACGCUGGAGGAGAACAGGGAGUGGUAUCUGAACACCAUGCCCCAGUCUCCCUCGCCCCCCCCGGACAGACACCUGCAGCACGACCGCUUCCAGUUCGAACUCACGCUGGAGGACAUGGAGCACAACAACCACAACCACAUACACCUGAGGAGCAACGGCGGGAGCAACGGCGGGAGCAGCGGCGCCGCAGACCAAACGCAGGACGAUGCAGAAACUGAGAAGGAAGACGAGCAGAAUCACAACAGCGAACACAACGGAGUCCAAGAUGAGGAGGAAGAGGAGACUGGAGAGGGAGAAGAAGAGGAGGUGAAGGAGAACGCAGAUGAGGGAGAACAUGAAGAGGACCAAGUGGAAGAAGACGGAGGAGGGCAGACAGACGAAGUGAACGAUGCAGCGGAGGGUGAGGAGACUAAAGAAGAGGAGGAAGAGGAUGAGCAACAUCAGGAAGAAGAACAAGAGCAGGAAGAGGAAGGCGAGGACGGUGCAGAAAACGAGGAGGCGAAGACGGAGGAAGGAGAAUGCGAGGAAAGUUUGGAAAAGGAAGAGAUAGAAGGUGAAUUAGAGGAAGGAAAAGAAGGCGAGGGGGAAGAGGAAAUGGAAAAUGAGGAAGCAGGAGUUGAGGAAAAAGAGGAGGAGGAGGAGGGGGAGGAGGAAGAAGAAGAAGAGGAGGCAGCAGAGAUGGAGGAAAAUGUAGAACAAGAGGAGGGCGAGACAGAGGAGAAAGCUGAGGAGGAGGAGACUGAGUUUGAUUCCCGGGUGAAUCGUGCCAAACUGACCAGCACUGAGCAAUUCAGCCUUCGUCCAAACAAGAUGGCUACUCGUCCGUGA
This is a messenger RNA of Cottoperca gobio, 3687 nucleotides long. Its product is annotated as cAMP-specific 3',5'-cyclic phosphodiesterase 4C-like. The transcript is spliced from 18 exons. Gene Ontology annotation, molecular function: 3',5'-cyclic-nucleotide phosphodiesterase activity. Gene Ontology annotation, biological process: signal transduction. NCBI's taxonomy places the organism in Eukaryota, Metazoa, Chordata, Actinopteri, Perciformes, Bovichtidae. The record is from RefSeq and is a predicted model, not a curated record. Bases 952 to 3687 code for a protein of 911 amino acids.